CAGCAGCAGGAGUGUGACCCGAGGAACCUCAAACAUGCGUCAAUCCCGAAAAAACAAACUCCACCAAAUAUCGGAUUAUUAUCACAAACCGUAAUUCCUACUCCAAAAACUAUUCAUGCUAUAAAUCAAGGAUAUAAUAAAUCAGAUAAUCCAGCAGGGACUCAUGUGUUUGUCUUGUGGAGCCCUGUAUAAUCCAGCACCCCUCCAUGGAUUAAGCGCAGAGAAAAGCUGAAUCCAAUCAUUCUGCUCGAGGAGGGUCGCGGCACCGGUGCAACAUGCCCCUUCCGUUCGGAUUAAAGCUCAAGAGAACCAGAAGAUACACGGUGUCCAGCAAAAGCUGCCUGGUGACCCGCAUUCAGCUGCUCAACGGCGAAUAUGUGGAGUUCACGCUUUCGGUGGAAAGCACGGGACAGGAAUGUCUGGAGGCAGUCGCGCAGAGACUCGAGUUACGGGAGAUAACGUAUUUCAGCCUCUGGUACUACAACAAACAAAACCAGCAGAGAUGGAUUGAUUUGGAGAAGCCGCUGAAGAAACAGCUUGACAAGUAUGGACUGGAGCCGACCGUUUACUUUGGGGUGGUGUUCUACGUGUCGUCUGUUACCCAGUUACAGCAAGAGAUAACCAGAUAUCAGUAUUAUCUCCAACUGAAGAAAGAUGUUCUGGAGGGGAAGAUCCCGUGCUCCAUUGAGCAAGCCAUUCAUUUGGCCAGCUUGGCUGUGCAAGCUGACCUUGGAGACUUCAAUCGAUAUGACUCCCAGGAAUUCCUUCAAAAAAUUGUGCUUUUUCCAAUGCCAUGGAUACAGGACGAGAGGGUUGUGGAAGAGGCCACUCAGAAAGUCACCAUGCUCUAUCAAAACUACCGAGGUCUGUCUGCACCGGAGGCGGAGUUGCUUUACAUGCAGGAGGUGGAGAAGAUGGAGGGGUAUGGUGAGGAGAGUGUCCAAGCGAAGGAUGCUCAGAGCACAGAUGUGAUUAUUGGCUCUUGUCUGGAUGGGAUAUUUGUCAAGCACAAAAAUGGGAAAGCACCUCUCAUGUUUCGGUGGAAUGACAUUAAUAACAUGACUCAUAAUAAGUCUUUCUUUGCCCUGGAGCUCGCCAACAAAGAAGACACAAUCCAGUUCCAGACUGAGGACAUGGAGACGUCCAAAUACGUGUGCAGAAUGUGGCUGGCGCGGCACAAGUUUUACAAAAUUAACAACAGCAGUCUAGAGCUGUCUGAUGGCCCAAUCUCUGAGGGCUCCCAGAGGUCCAUUCUCUCUCUUUCUUUUCCUCGUUUUCCAAACCUCUCUCGUCCCUCUGUGACUGCUGACAAGGGACAAACUCAGCCCGCUCCUGUAAACGCAGUGAGGCGACGGUCCUCGACGAGAAUGUCUCUGCCAAAACCGCAACCCUACAUGAUGCCACCUCAGAUGCACUUUAACGGCCAUUACAACGAACCGUACACGUCAUCACAAGAUAAUCUUUACAUCAACAACCAGAAUGGUUUCUACUACCAUUCCCAGACCAGUCUGGAUCGCUCUCCGCACGAGUACAACGGCCGGAUCCGUAACGGCAGCGUUUACAGCGCCCACAGCACCAGCUCCCUCAACAACCCGCAGCACUACCUGCAGCCGUCUCCCAUGUCGUCCAACCCCAGCAUCACAGGAAGUGACCUCAUGAGGCCCGACUACGUGCCUUCCCACCGUCACAGCGCCCUGAUCCCGCCGUCCUACCGCGCCACGCCCGAUUACGAGACCGUCAUGAGACAGAAGAACCUCGGGAUGAUCCCGCCGGCCGAGCGCCAGAGCCACUCCAUGAGGAACCUCAAUAUUGGCAACUCGUACGCUUACAGCCGCCCAGAUCCGCUCGUUUACAGCCAGCCCGAAAUCCGAGAGCAUGGCACGGGCCAGUACCCGUUCCACCUCAACUACAGCUUCCACAGCCCCUCCCCUUACCCCUAUCCCACCGAGAGACGGCCCGUAGUGGGCGCCGUCAGCGUCCCCGAGCUCACCAACGUCCAGCUUCAGCAGGCGCAGGAAUAUCCGGCGCCUAACAUCAUCAGGAAUCAGGUGUACUGGCCGCCGCCGCCGUAUCCCUACCCUCACCCUCGACCCGCAAACAGCACCCCGGACCUGUCCCGCCACCUCUACGUCAGCAGCAGCAACCCGGAUCUCAUCACACGCCGCGUCCAUCACUCGGUGCAGACCUUCCAGGAGGACAGCCUGCCCGUGGCGCAUUCGCUGCAGGAAAUGAGCGCACCGCUCGUCACGACCCGAAGACCUCACAUGCACAAGCGCAACUCCAUCGAGAUCGCCGGCCUGGCGUACGGCCUGGAGAACAUGAGGCUGAAGGAGAGGAAGGUAUCUGCAUCUGCGGCUGAGACUCCGCCCCCAGUGUCCCAGGUGAUGCCACCUACAGCAUCCGGCUCCGACAUCAACGUCGUCCUGGAGGUCACGAAACCCGAGGACGGGGUCAUCAAAGAGGAUGUCAUCUACGGCCACAAAAAAUCCCUGUCCGAUGCCACAAUGCUGGUGCACAGCAGUGGUGAGGAAGAAGAAUUUGAGGACGACAGUGGCCGACACACACCCCAAUCUCAGGAUGCAGUGGGCGGUCCCGAGCAUCACAUGACGGCGAUGGGACGGCCACUCAUAGAUCCGCCCGCUUAUCCGUUUAGCCACAGUAUGGAAACUGUCCUGACGGGCCCACUGGCGUACCAGGCCCAUGCCAUCAUCCGCAAACCGGAGGACAUGGGGCAGCUGCCGCCUCUGCGAGAGCCUGGACAUAUGGUGCCUUCGGUGUCAGAGGGGGAUCUGAGCGGACAGGGACGCUUAAGACAGAAGAGAGACGUCUUUAAGAGACCCGUCUCUGACGUGCCGCCUGCCAGAAGGAACAUCGAGGGUCUUCCUCCAGCGGGCAUGAAGAAAGGACGCUCCGAGGUCAAGAAGGUGGGUCCCCUGAAGAUGGCCGCUCUCAACGGCCUGACCCUGUCCAGAAUGCCUCUGCCCGACGAAGGGAAAGACGACCCGGAGAACGCGUCUAACGAUGAGAGGUGUAAGAUACUGGAGCAGCGCAUGGAGCAGGGGAUGGUGUUCACCGAAUAUGAGCAGGUCCCCAAGAAGCGGCCCAACUGUGAGUGCACUAUCGCUCUGAUGCCUGAGAACGGCGACAGGAACCGCUUCCAGGAUGUCCUGCCCUAUGACGACACACGUGUGGAGCUGGUGCCCACCAAAGAGAACAACACAGGCUACAUCAACGCCUCACACAUCAGGGUUACGGUCAGAGGUAAAGAGUGGAGUUAUAUCGCAUCUCAGGGUCCGCUUUCCAGCACCUGCCAAGACUUCUGGCAGAUGGUUUGGGAACAAGGCGUUGCCAUCAUCGCAAUGGUUACAGCGGAGGAGGAAGGGGGUCGUGAGAAGAGUUUCCGCUAUUGGCCUCGUCUGGGCUCUCGCCACAACACUGUUACUUACGGACGAUUUAAAAUCACCACACGCUUCCGCACGGACUCUGGGUGCUACGCCACAACGGGCCUGAAGAUCAAACACCUCCUCACGGGACAGGAGCGAACCGUCUGGCACCUGCAGUACACGGACUGGCCAGACCACGGCUGCCCGGAGGACUUUAAAGGGUUUCUCUCGUACUUGGAGGAGAUCCAGUCGGUGAGGCGACACACCAACAGCUCCAGCGAUCCAAAGAACACAAACCUGCCGGUCCUGGUGCACUGCAGCGCAGGGGUGGGACGCACUGGUGUGGUCAUCCUGUCUGAGAUCAUGAUAGCUUGUCUGGAACAUAAUGAGAUGCUGGACGUCCCGACUGUUCUGAACUUGCUGCGGCAGCAACGCAUGAUGAUGGUACAGACGCUCUCACAGUACACCUUCAUUUACAAAGUCCUCAUUCAGUUCCUGCGAAACUCCAGACUGAUCUGAGACCAGCGCUGGCACAGAGGAGGAGACGUCCUCCGUCCCACGAGCCUCUCACAACCCCCCUCAGUCCCCGCCGGAACCGUGAAAGCGCGACUUCGCUUCCUGAGCGCUUCCUCACAGUAUUAGUGACGGGGCGAGACACGAGCCGGGGCAAGUAUGAAGGACGCUGCGCCCCGCUCUAUUUUACCAGUAUUAUUCACAGAUUUCACUGUGGGCUUUUACACGGAUGUCAGUCCCAGCACUUUUAUUUCGCUGUACAUAGACGCGAACGACGCAGCUCUGUUAUUUAAUAUGAUACGCUGAACUGCAGUGGUUGUUUUAUACCGGGAUCCUCGUGGAGUUUUAUUAGUUUACGCAUGAAGGUUUAGCGAGCCAAAACAAAACUAGCGGACACAGUGUUUAAAGACGUGUGACUUCAGUAGAUGGAUGAAUCUCACGAAAAAGCUCAAAGUUGCUGUUGAAAUGUGCUUAAAAUGCAAAAAAGCUUGCUUUUCUUUAUGCUAAAUAUCUAAAUGCUUAUUUUCAUGAGAUUCACCCAUUUGCAUCAUGGGAUGGAUAUAACAGGACUACGACUAUGUCCAGUGUUACACGGCAUGUUAAAGCAAAGCUGUUGCUUGAGAUUUUACUAUUUAACCCUACAAACGGGUUUCACCGAUCAAACGCAUCUCAAGUAUGAAUGCAGCCAAAGACAGGAGGGUUUAUUUUCUGAUCGCAGACGCAACCUAUAAAUAAUUUACAAUAUGUAUUAAAAUUGUAUAUGAAAACUGUAUUCUACAUAUAAUCAGAAAGGCUUUCUCAAUGCAUUAGGGAUGAUUUUGUAUUUUUCCUGCUCUUGCCACAUUUCCACCAGCAAUAUUCAAUAACCCGACACACCAAAGAGCGUCACAGACUCGACUUGUGACCUCAUUAUCUUACACACACACACCAGCUAUGAUGGUUUACCAAAGAGUUUUCAGCUUAUUGAUGUCUUUGAGUCUUAAAACACUGUGAAACUGCAUUAUCCAUUCUGUUUGAGGAGGAGCUGAGGGAGCAGAAUGUGCCAUAGCAAAUCAGUAGGCCCUUUGUGUUUUAAUUUGUGAUUUGAAUUGCAAUCAGGUUGUUAUUUACGAUAAAGCAGUGCAGAUUGAUGCUACAUUCCACCAUAAUGGUGCUGUUACAUGUUCAUAAAGGAAUAGUUUACCCAAAUAUGCUGAAAAUGUACUGAAUUUGGAAAAAUGUAGCAUUUUAUCGUAUGCUCACCUGUUGUAGUGAAUGGGUGCCGUCAGAAUGAGAGUCAAAACAACUGAAAAAAAACAUCACAAUAAUCACCCUCAGGCCAGAUGUAGAUGAGUUUCUUCAUCAGAUUUGGAGAAACGCAGCAUUGCAUCCCUUGCUCACAAAUGGAUGUAAAUGGGUGCCGUCAGAAUGGGAGUCCAAACAGCUGAUAAAAACAUCACAAUAAUCACCCUCAGGCCAGAUGUACAUGCGUUUCUUCAUCAGAUUUGGAGAAAUGCAGCAUUGCGUCACUUGCUCACCAAUGCAUCCUCUGUGGUGAAUGGGUGCCGUCAGAAUGAGAGUCCAAACAGCUGAUUAAAAACAUCACAGUAAUCCACAAGAAAUCCACACCACUCCAGUCCAUCAGUUAACAUCUAGAGAAGACAAAAGCUGCAUGCUUGUAAGAAGCAUCUCUAUUAUUAAGCAGUUUUUAAAUUCAAACCAUUGCUUUCAGCUAAAAUAAAAGUCCAUAAUCUAUAAUAACGCUUCCUCUAGUGGAAAAAUCCAUCUCAGUCCAUCCAGUUCAGAGCUGUUUUGGCUUGUAAACGGUGCUUGAUCUGUGUAGAGUUCUCUGCUGAUUCAGGUAAGCCUUUUUCUACUGGAGAAAGCAAUAAUUAUGGAUAAAAGACUCCUAUCUUGACCAGAAGUGACAGUUUGAAGUUAAAAACAUCUUAAUGAUAGAUUCGUUUAUUAAAAAUGUGCAGCUUUUGGCGGCUUAAGAUGUUAAUUGAUGGAGUGGUGUGGAUUACUUGUGGAUUAUUGUAAUGUUUUUAUUAGCUGUUUGGACUCUCAUUCUGACGGCACCCAUUCACUGCUGAGGAGGAUUUCUCCAUAUCUGGUGAAAAAACAAACUCAUCUUCCUGAGGCUGAGUAAACUUUCAGCAAACUUUCAUUUUUGGGUGAACGAUUCCUUCAAAUCCAAGCAUACCUGCAGCGUCCCUUUUAAACAAAGGCUUAGUGUGAUUUUUCUUUUUUAUAUUUAGAUGAUUCAUUGUGACGCUCAUUUACAGUUUAUAGAAAGUAUCCAAUUUUAGUGGAGCCAAAUUUUGCCAUGGGUGAAUUUCAUAGAAACUUUAAAGAAGCUUCCAGGUCAUAUUUCAAUAUAAAAAUCAAAAGAAAAAAGUGCAGUUUAAAGUAAUUGUACUUAAUUUAACUUAUUGUGCAGAUGAUGCGUCACUGAAUUUCAGUAAUGAGGAUAACAUUUCUUUCGCUUGACAGUAAUGACAAUUUAAGGACAAAUAGUUGCUUAGUUAUGAAAUAAAGGCUGAAAGCUUUAAUUGUCCCAGAAUAUGUUACAAUAUAAAAUUAAUUAUAUUAAAGUAUCUUUUUUUUCUUUUGGUUUUGUGCUGAAAUAUGAUCAGAAAUGUUCUUUGUAAGAGUCACUCUCUUUAUUCAGUUCUGACUGGUGCCUAAAACAACAGCAGUGUGUCCUUGUUUGCUUUUGGUUAAAUUGUAAAAUCAAAUAUUUUUUGUUGUGAAGGACAAUCACUUUUUCACAUUAUCCUGUGCAUGGGAAUAUCAUGAAACAUUAAUUCAGACUAAAACGACUUAUCCACAGGUUGGGUUCCUUCAUUUAUCCAUGCGGUAAAAGUGUUUUGGUUGUAUAAUGGUUGUAAAAGCACAAUGUCUGUCUCAAAACCUUUUCAUAAUUCAUGUUGAGUUGUGUCGGUUUAGAUUUAGACGAACUGCUGCGACGAAUGAGGUUUGCUGAUGUGAGUGGACAAUGAUCAGUGUUCAUCUGAACUGGAAAACUGAACUUCAAGACAAUAAUGAACAAAGCUGAAAACUGGACUCCCAGAGCUGCUUUUUUGGAAUACAUGUAUAUUAAUAAGCAGAUACUGUUUA
Molecule: messenger RNA, 6998 nt
Organism: Labeo rohita (rohu)
Lineage: Eukaryota; Metazoa; Chordata; Actinopteri; Cypriniformes; Cyprinidae
Gene: ptpn21
Product: protein tyrosine phosphatase non-receptor type 21
Exons: 21
Coding region: 276-3902 (1208 amino acids)
Biological process (GO): protein dephosphorylation
Cellular component (GO): cytoskeleton
Molecular function (GO): protein tyrosine phosphatase activity
Source: RefSeq, a predicted model, not a curated record